CAGGGAAGAAUGGCCUCAGGCAAUGGCUCUUCAGUGACUGAGUUUGUCUUGCUGGGUUUGACACAACAGCCAGAGCUCCAGCUGCCUCUCUUCUUCCUCUUCUUGGGAAUCUAUGUGGUCUCCAUGCUGGGGAACCUGGGCUUGAUUGUUCAGAUUUAUCUCAAUCCUCACCUUCAUACUCCCAUGUAUUACUUUCUCUUCCACCUAUCCUUCAUCGAUCUCUGCUACUCCUCUGUCGUAACUCCUAGAGUGUUGAUGGGUUUUGUAAAUCAGAACAUCAUCUCUUAUGCUGAGUGCAUGGCUCAGCUCUUUUUCUUUGCUUUCUUUGUAAUUGACGAAUGCUAUAUUUUGACAUCAAUGGCCUAUGACAGAUAUGUGGCCAUCUGUAAGCCCCUGCUGUACAAGGUCAUCAUGUCCCAACAGGUCUGCCUCAUGAUGACAGCGGGUGUGUAUGCAAUGGGCUUCUUGGGUGCCAUGGCCCAUACUGUGUGCAUGCUUAGACUCACGUUCUGUGACAGUAAUGUCAUUAAUCAUUAUCUAUGUGAAAUACCUCCUCUCUUGCAGCUCUCUUGCACAAGUACUUCCAUCAAUGAAAUGGUUGUCUUCAUUGUGGUGGGUGUCAAUAUAACAGUGGCUAGUCUCACCAUCUUCAUGUCAUAUACCUUUAUCCUCUCCAAUAUCUGCUCUAUCCAAUCUGCCAGGGGCAGGUCCAAAGCCUUCAGUACCUGCAGUUCUCACAUAAUUGCCACUUCUCUUUUUUAUGGAGCUUCAGCAUUCAUGUACCUUAAGCCUUCUACUAUAUCUCUGGAUCAAGAUAAAGUAUCUUCAAUUUUUUAUACAUUUUUGGGACCAAUGAUGAACCCUUUUAUCUACAGUCUGAAAAACAAAGAUGUCCACACUGCACUGAGAAAGACUUUGGAUAAAAGGGUGCUCUGCUAA
Messenger RNA from Fukomys damarensis (Damara mole-rat), 939 nucleotides. Its product is annotated as olfactory receptor 147. Bases 10 to 939 code for a protein of 309 amino acids. Gene Ontology annotation, biological process: sensory perception of smell; G protein-coupled receptor signaling pathway. The record is from RefSeq and is a predicted model, not a curated record. NCBI's taxonomy places the organism in Eukaryota, Metazoa, Chordata, Mammalia, Rodentia, Bathyergidae. Gene Ontology annotation, cellular component: membrane. The transcript has a single exon. Gene Ontology annotation, molecular function: olfactory receptor activity; odorant binding; G protein-coupled receptor activity.